This is a messenger RNA of Bursaphelenchus xylophilus (pine wood nematode), 520 nucleotides long. NCBI's taxonomy places the organism in Eukaryota, Metazoa, Nematoda, Chromadorea, Rhabditida, Aphelenchoididae. The record is from the annotation of a GenBank genome assembly.
AUGCUGAUCAAGUCGGUUGUGUUAUUUUUCAUCUGUACCGCUUUUAUGGUGGAAGCCGAGAAGAGGCAGAUCCUCUUGAAGGGCCGAGUGCACUGUGCGAACAAUCGGAAUUAUCGGGAGAUGACGGUCCUGGUUGUGGAUACUAUCAACAAAAUCAUGUUCAAGUAGGUUUUGGGAGGAUUUUUUUUAUUUUUGAUAUUUUUUCCGUCUAAAAUACGGCUAAAAAUGAGUCAUUUCUAAAUUUUUCCUCUCAUUUCAACCUGCAGAAUCUCAAAUACGCUCUAAAACUUCUAAAAUCCGCUCAAAAAUCCAAAAAUCAAAUCUCUUUUUCAGGCCAAUCAUGCCGGCGCCCAGUGGAUUCUUCCAAAUUUUGGUCAUGGCCGAUCCGACCAGCUUCUCCCCGGUCCUUUUCAUCAACCAUCGAUGUGAUUCCGCGACUCCCCGACGAAUCAUCACCAAGCCUUUUAUUCAAGGCUCUCCGCAGGUCUAUUAUACGCGUCAUGACAUUGAACUGGACUAG